This is a messenger RNA of Ostrea edulis (European flat oyster), 1437 nucleotides long. RefSeq names its product 1-deoxyxylulose-5-phosphate synthase YajO-like. The transcript has 8 exons. Lineage: Eukaryota; Metazoa; Mollusca; Bivalvia; Ostreida; Ostreidae. Gene Ontology annotation, molecular function: oxidoreductase activity. The coding region runs from base 35 to 1051 and encodes 338 amino acids. The record is from RefSeq and is a predicted model, not a curated record.
CCCCUUCCGGUUUUACUUUCACUUUGAGUUCGACAUGGCUGCUACACGCAUCACUUUACCAGGGACCGAUUUAAAAGUCUCACGAAUUUGCCUAGGAUGUUGGCAGUUUAAUGGGGGUGAAGAUACUGUAAAUUGGGAUGCUCAAACUCCAGAGGAAUCUAAAGCAAUAGUUGACAAAUGUUUUGAGAUUGGUGUUAAUUUCUUCGACACCGCAGAGGGUUAUGCAGGGUCUGAGGAGGUUUUGGGGGCUGCCCUGGAGGGCAGGAGACAGGACGCAGUUAUUGCCACUAAGUUUGGAUUCCGUGAGGGGCCCAUCACCCCACCCUACACGGCCCAGCAGAUCGAUGAAGCUGUCACUACGAGUCUCAAUAAGCUCAAGACUUCGUACGUCGACCUGUUGCAGGUACACUUUCCCAUCUUUUUGGACAAUAUGGAAGACUCCGUGAAGGAGCUGAAUCGACAGGUUUCUCUGGGACGGAUCAAAUACUAUGGAGUCUCGAACUUUGGACCAGUCAACAUGAAGAACUUUGUGGAUGCCGGCGGUAAACCUGUCUCAAACCAGAUUGGCUAUAAUUUACUGUGGCGGUCGGUGGAACAUGAAGUUAUACCUGUGUGUGAGAAGUAUGGAGUCAGCAUCCUUGCCUACUCACCGCUACAGCAGGGUCUUCUGUCAGGGAGGUUCCUGAAGGUGGAUGAUAUACCUAUGGGCAGAAGACGUGGGAAACUCUUCUCUCCAGAGAGCUGUCAUUUAGCAAGGCAUGGGCAAGAGGGUGCAGAAAAAGAAGUGUUUGAGGCAAUUACCAAGAUGAGUGAUAUAUGCAAAAAGGCCAAUGUUCCCAUGGCGAAGGCAGCGUUGUCGUGGUUGGUGAACCAGCCUAAUGUACCAGUGGCCAUAGUGGGCGCUAGAACACCGGAGCAAAUGGUGGAGAACUGUGAAAUUAUAGACCUUCCUCAGAAGGUUGUCCACGAGUUGACAGAUGCCACAGAGGCUGUAAAGAAAAAGAUUGGGAAGUCACUUGACCAGUGGGCACAUCCUGACCGUUGUGAAUGAAUCUUGGGAAUGCUAGAACUCUCAGAAUAAAUCUGCAGUUUGCAUUUGCUCUCUUGUAUGUAGAAGUUAACCUGAAAUAUUGUGAUUUCAGUAAUUGUGAUCCGUUUUUCAAAUGUAAAAUCAGUCACAAAUUGAUUGUUCUUUUUAAUUAAGAUUUUAUACAGUAUUUUUUGUACAAUGAUUAUCUUUUGUUAUGAAUACAGAUAACAGGUAUUUUACUCAUUAGUCAGGUCACUAAAGGUCACAAUUUUAAUAAUUUCAACAAUCAUCAUAAUGAUAUUUUCAGCAGCGUAUAGUGAUUUUGCUUGUUGAUUGUAAAGGAUGUGAUAGUCAUUGUGAUUGAUGCAUGAAUUCAGAUAUGAAAUAAAUAAAUGUAUUCAACACUA